CUAUGUAGUUGAACUAUGCAGUUUAGGCUGCGAGACCUUCACACUCUCUGUGCAUAUACAGCCAUUCGGACGCACACAAAUCAAAUACUGUCUAUAUAAAUUUGCUCAAAUCGGUGCAAGGGGUACGCAAUAAUGGCUACCACAGAUGAGUCUGCGUCUGAUUUUUCAACCCGCGUUACCCAGCAGCUUGUUGGUGGUAUAGCAGGUAUGGGUGUAGCCAUAGGAAUGGAGACGGGACUGUUUGAGAUGAUGAUCGCAAUGGGAGAGAGCAAGAAAACCAGCCAGGAGAUUGCGGACUUGGCUAACAUGAAAGAAAGAUAUGUAAGGGAAUGGUUGGGGUGUAUGGCCGCUGCGAACAUCGUCAACUUUGACCCCACAGAGGGGACGUUUUGGCUGCCGUCCCACCGAUCAAAUAUUAUGGAUUUGAAAGCUCUUGCUAUGACUGCACCCGUACUGCAAGGAGGAUUCUUCCAAGUUGCCGACUGCUUCAGAAAGGAUGGACCUAGAGGAGUUGCUUAUGGGAAGUAUCCCAAGUUUGAUGAGCUGAUGGCUAUGACACAGGGAGUAUUCUUCCAGGACCAUCUUAUUCAAGAGUUUAUUCCAUCCAUGCCCCAUCUGCACCAACAGCUACAGAAUGGAAUUGUGGUGUUGGACAUCGGGUGCUGCGAAGGUGUGUCCACGACCACCAUGGCCAAGGAGUUCCCCAAGAGUCACUUUCACGGCUUGGACCUAUCCCAGCCGGCGCUCGCCACAGCUCGAGACACAGCAUCCGCGAUGGGUCUCUCCAAUGUCGAGUUCGUCCAUGCCGAUAUCUCGCUCAUGCCGCCUGACUGGACGGACAAGUUCGACUAUCUCUUCAUGAACUUCGUUCUUCACGACCUGGCCUACACUGCAAAGGCUCUUCAGGAUAUGUACCGGGUACUCAAACCAGGGGGCACCCUCUCUGUGGUAGAGACCACGGCACACGGCAAACUCAAAGAUAAUCUGGCGGUGCCAGAUCGCGACAGCGUGGUCGUCGACUACAUGUAUAGUUUGAUGAACUGUAUGCCGACAUCACUCUACCACGAAGGUGGGGCGGGACUUGGGUCCAUGUGGGGCAGGGAGAAUGUUCGUGUGGCACUCGAGGAAGCCGAGUUUCAAGUCAUUUCCAUGACCGAUGUACCGUCCGAAUCCGGUUUACACUUCAUGUGCCAAAAAGCCACCAACGCCUGAAACUGCAACAUGACAGACAACAAUGGCUUAUAACUGCUUUGUAAAUAUUUUCUUUCUCAAUGUUUGGUUAAGCUUUAACAAGAGGGAGGAAGGGGGAAGUUCUAAGAGGAAGGGGGAAGUUCUAAGCUAGUCUAGGAGCUUAGCUUGCCGUAAAAAAAAGAAAAAAAGUUUUGAGUUAAUUUUUGGGGUAUUAUAAUUGACCAAGUAGCCAUUUCUGUGUAGCAAGUCAACGUCGAUGACAUCAAUGACAACGGUUGACACAGGCGACGGUUGUACAGUCGGUCCUUCCACGGCAGAACAGCCCAACUCGAAAAAUGACAUUUUGAGAAAAACAAGUACCUGUCGGAGAGGAGCUAUUUUUCCAUAAAAUGGGAUGAAAGUGUAAAAAGAGGCCAAGAUUGGACAGGUUAAACUUUGAAAUAGAAAAAGAAUAUCACCCUAAAUGUUACCAAGAAAUGAUCGUAAUGUGAGAAACCCAUAGGGCUAUAUAAAGCUCAUUGGAGAAACCAAGCCCGGUUCAUACUUCCUGAGAAUGCAAAGCGAAAUUUGGUGACGCAACAAUUGGUACGCGCUCCCUUUUCCCUAUAUGUGACGCAGUGAAAUUCGCUUCGCACGAAGCCUUCGCAGGAAGUAUGAACCUGGCUUUGUACCUUUACCAUGGAUGGGCCGAGCUGCUUAAUGCACAACAGUAUAAGCACAGCAAAGGUUUGCUUAAAGGACGAAUAGGGUUUUUGAUCCCUUCGAAUAUUUUAAUCAUAUUUAAAUGUAUAUACAAUCAAACUAACCCGUGAAAAUUUGCUUUCAAAAGGUGGUCUCGUUUUUGAGAUCCGAGUGAAUAAUGUCCAUGCAGGAAGAGUACCCCCCCCCCCC
Molecule: messenger RNA, 2082 nt
Organism: Asterias rubens (European starfish)
Lineage: Eukaryota; Metazoa; Echinodermata; Asteroidea; Forcipulatida; Asteriidae
Exons: 4
Coding region: 133-1212 (359 amino acids)
Molecular function (GO): methyltransferase activity
Source: RefSeq, a predicted model, not a curated record